AUGUCACAGGACGGCAAGGGUUUUUGCUCUCCAUCCCUUGCCCUGGGCCAGGCCCAUCAGCUGGCUGAGCUGGAGCCGCAGGUGGUGUGUGAUCCACCGCUUGAGGAAGGGGGGCGGCGCGCACGGAAGAGGAAGCGCCCUGCGGAGCUUGAGCAGCUACAGCGGCAGAUGCAGUCUAUGCAGGAUACCCUUCAGGAGCUGGUGCAUGCACAGCGUCCUUUAGGGCUGCACACCAUGACCAGGCCAGAUCCUGGGGACUUGGAUAGGGAUCCAGAUGUGCUCUCUAUUGCAGCCUCUGACAGUUUGGAAGGUCUCAGGAAGUACCUCCGUUUUUUCUUUCAAGGCAACGCCUACGAGUACAACGUCCUCCCAUUCGGCCUGUCCUUGUCUCCUCGCACCUUCACAAAGUGCAUGGAGGCAGCGCUGACCCAUUUGCGUCGCCAGGGGAUUCAUAUCUUGAAUUACCUGGACGACUGGUUGAUUUGCUCCCCAACCGAGCAUCAGGCUCAGCUCGACACUAUGACAGUGUCGAGCCUCCUCGAGAACCUGGGGCUGGCUGUAAACGGGGAGAAGAGUUGUCUUGUUCCAUCCCAGCGGGUGGAAUAUUUAGGUUUGGUUCUGGAUUCGGCCUUGCUCAGAGCUGUCCUGACCCAGAAGAGAACAGUGGUGCUGAUGGAGAGCUUGUCACAGUUAACUGUGGGCAAGCACAUUACAGUGAAGUGUGCCCGGAGGCUGUUGGGCCUCAUGGCAGCAGCAUCCCAGGUGGUGCCCCUAGGGUUGCUUCACAUGAGGCCUCUGCAGCGUUGGCUUGCCAGGCACAGAGUGAGCCCCCACGAGGAUAGCCUGAGGGCUAUCCCGGUGUCCUCGACUUGUCUUCCGGCAGUGGCAUGGUGGACCACUGCCCUGGGCCUCAGGGAAGGUGUCCCGUUGGGCCCGGUGUGUUCAAGGGUGACCAUAACUACGGACGCCUCAGAGGCAGGCUGGGGGGCCCUAUGGAGGGGUACUCACAUCAACCUGCUCGAACUGGAGGCAGUGUAUCGGGCCUUGGUGCGUUUCCUUCUGGUAAUUCGGGGGAAGCAUGUGUUGGUUCGCACCGACAAUUCAACCGUGGUCGCUUACAUCAACCACCAAGGGGGGCUGUGGUCAAGGUCCCUGCACGACUGGACGCACAAAAUCCUCCUCUGGGCUCAUGCUCAGGGUAUGUCCCUGAAAGCCCUCUACUUGCCAGGAGUGGCGAAUGUGGCAGCAGAUCUCCUGUCCAGGUGCGGCCCCCGGCCAGGGGAGUGGCGACUUCACCCACAGGUUGUGAAGGCCAUUUGGGCUCGGUUUGGGAGGGCCCAGGUAGACCUCUUUGCCUCACAGGAGACCACUCAUUGCCCGCUGUGGUACUCCAUAGCGGGUCCGGUGGGGACUUUUGGGGUGGACGCUAUUGCACAUAAGUGGCCCCAGGGUCUGUUGUAUGCUUUUCCCCCCUUUCCACUCAUACCAGUGGUAUUGGCCAGGGUAGAGAUGAUGGACGCCAGGGUUCUGCUUGUGGCCCCGAACUGGCCACAUCAGCCGUGGAUGGCGACCUUGCAGAGGCUGUUGGCAGGGACCCCUUGGUGCCUCCCAGUCAGGCCAGACAUGCUGUCACAGGCUCGGGGAGAGCUCUGGCACCGGAAUCCGGGAGUUUACAGGUUACAUGCCUGGCCCUUGGACGGGAGCCGCCCUGCGGCUUGA
Molecule: messenger RNA, 1719 nt
Organism: Seriola aureovittata
Lineage: Eukaryota; Metazoa; Chordata; Actinopteri; Carangiformes; Carangidae
Exons: 1
Coding region: 1-1719 (572 amino acids)
Source: RefSeq, a predicted model, not a curated record